CGAGGAAUGCCUUCAAACCAAUGGCAAACAAAUGCUCAAGCGCUUUUACGCCGUGGAUUUGGUUCAGAGCGGAACACACUGACAGGAGCGGGUCCUCUUUGCCUUGAACUGUAUGCGUGCAUUGCACAGUGCACACCGAUAGUGCUGAGAAAUCCACACGUUGCACUUUAUUUCAUCGGAGGAGACGCCGCCACGACCGCAGAUGCAUUAACGCAAAAGCGCACGAUCUUGUGAAACCGAGUCCACCUGUGCGUAAAGGAGUAAGUGGGAGAGAUUUGUUCAUUUCGAGGAACGGAUCUGUGCAACUCCCAUUUCUCACCGGAUCAAGAGGGCAACUCGCGUCAUUCAAGCGGGAAUAAGAGCUUUUAUUUUCCUUCGCUGUGAUAAUGCGCGUGCAGUCCGGAUUAUAAAAGUAAAGUCAGUCGUUUUCUCAAGAUCCGAAGGAAUAGAUUAAAUCAGCUCUUUCCAGGAGUGACUCGGAAGUCGCGGGUUCAGAAGACAUUCCACAUUUGAAUAGUUGAGAGACACUGAAGAAGCGUGCACAAUGCCACUUGCUCAACUGGCAGAACCAUGGCCCAAAAUGGAGCUGGUGCAGUUGGAGACGGAGAAUGGACAGAGCACAGCAGAGGAUGGAGUAAAUGCAGCUGUUAAGGAUGAUGGUGACAUCAAGGAGAUCAACAUCACUCAUGUGGUUAAGGAGGGAGCGGAGAAAGCGGACCCAUCCCAGUUCGAGCUGCUUAAAGUGCUGGGACAGGGAUCCUUUGGAAAGGUGUUCUUGGUUCGGAAGAUAACGCCUCCUGAUAAUAACCAGCUCUAUGCCAUGAAGGUCUUGAAAAAGGCCACACUUAAAGUGAGGGACCGUGUGAGGACUAAAAUGGAGAGAGACAUUCUGGCAGACGUCAACCAUCCCUUUGUGGUUAAACUCCAUUAUGCAUUUCAGACGGAAGGUAAACUCUAUCUGAUUCUGGACUUUCUCAGAGGAGGUGAUCUUUUCACCAGGCUGUCAAAAGAGGUGAUGUUUACAGAAGAAGAUGUGAAGUUUUAUCUGGCUGAGCUGGCACUGGGUCUAGAUCACUUACAUGGGCUCGGCAUCAUUUACAGAGACCUUAAACCUGAGAAUAUCCUUCUGGACGAAGAGGGACAUAUCAAACUCACAGAUUUUGGACUUUGUAAGGAGGCUAUCGACCAUGAGAAGAAGGCUUACUCUUUCUGUGGGACAGUAGAGUACAUGGCUCCAGAGGUUGUCAACAGGCAGGGACACACCCACAGCGCUGACUGGUGGUCAUUCGGAGUACUGAUGUUCGAGAUGCUUACAGGAUCACUGCCAUUCCAGGGAAAAGACAGAAAGGAAACAAUGAAUCUCAUCCUAAAGGCGAGGUUGGGUAUGCCACAGUUCCUUAGUGCUGAAGCACAAAGCUUACUAAGAGCCCUCUUCAAGAGGAACCCCAUCAACAGACUUGGAUCUGGGACAGAUGGAGCUGAAGAGAUCAAACGGCAUACAUUCUACGUGACCAUUGAUUGGAAUAAACUCUUCAGGAGAGAGAUAAAACCUCCAUUCAGGCCAGCUGUAGCCAGACCCGACGACACCUUCUACUUUGACUCAGAGUUCACAUCUCGUACCCCUAAAGAUUCUCCAGGUGUUCCCCCCAGUGCAGGUGCUCAUCAGCUUUUCCGAGGCUUCAGCUUUGUUGAUACGGCAAUGCUGGAGGAGGAUAGUAAAGAGGAGAAUACAAAGCCCCCUCCGCACCCUGUGGUACAGCAGCUUCAUGGUAAGAACAUCCUGUUCAGCGAUGGUUACGUGCUGAAAGAGGACAUCGGCAUGGGAUCUUUCUCUAUCUGCAAACGCUGCAUACACAAGGCAACCAACGCAGAGUAUGCAGUGAAGGUAAUCGAGAAAACAAGCACUGACCCAUCUGAAGAGAUUGAGAUCCUGCUGAGAUACGGCCAACACCCCAACAUUAUCACUCUCAAAGAUGUGUAUGAUAAUGGAAAGCAGGUGUACCUGGUCACAGAGCUGAUGAGAGGAGGAGAGCUGCUGGACCGAAUCCUCAAGCAAAAGUUCUUCUCAGAGAGAGAGGCCAGCGCCGUCCUGCACACCAUCACAAAGACCGUGGAAUACCUACAUGCACAAGGAGUCGUGCACAGGGAUCUGAAGCCCAGCAAUAUUCUGUACGUCGAUGAGUCUGGAAAUCCUGAAUCUCUGCGCAUCUGUGAUUUUGGCUUUGCCAAGCAGCUCCGGGCAGACAACGGCCUCCUCAUGACGCCCUGCUACACUGCCAACUUCGUAGCACCCGAGGUACUGAAGAGACAGGGCUAUGAUGAGGGCUGUGACAUUUGGAGUCUUGGAGUAUUACUGUACACUAUGCUUGCUGGAUUUACUCCUUUUGCCAAUGGACCAGAGGAUACUCCAGAAGAGAUUCUGAGUCGGAUAGGGAGUGGCCGCUUUACUCUGACUGGAGGCAACUGGGAUGCAGUGUCUGAUGCAGCCAAAGAUUUGGUCUCUAAGAUGCUCCAUGUGGACCCACACCAGCGGCUCACGGCCAAGCAGGUUCUAAAGCAUCCCUGGAUUGUUCAGAGAGACAAACUUCCCAACAGUCAGCUACAACACCAAGAUGCCAAGCUUGUCAAGGGGGCGAUGGCGGCCACCUACUCUGCGCUGAAGAGUUCCCAGCCUCCCCCGGAGCUGAAACCCAUCGAGUCAUCCUUCCUGGCACAGAGACGGGUGAAAAAGCUGCCGUCUACCUCACUGUAGAGAACGAGGGAGGAAACACAGAGACGUCCUCCUGAAUGCAGUUUUGGAAGGGAAGUGAUGGAUGAAAGGACCAUACUGAAGUUGUACCGACUCAAGACAGUCUCUUACACCUGCCCUUGUCAUCAGCGCUUAUGCGGGCUGUCAAGCACGUUAGGCGAGGGACGUGAUUGGCUGAUGAAGUUUAAGGGCGGGGCCAGUGGGGGUUUGCACUCCCUCCAGAGCGGGUGUGUGUUUAUGUGUUUGAGUGUGUGAGAGAACUUAAAGAAUCAGGUAAAGGAUACUGUUACUGAACGGAUGAUAUUGCCAGUGCAUCUGUGUCUUGGUACUGUACUCCCUAAACAUCAACACUGCUGUAUUCAGAGUUUUGGAUGGUUCUUUUCUUUGUUUUUUAUGUCUGUUAUUUGCUUAAGAUUUAUUUGUUUUCUUGAAUGGGACAACACAGUACUGUUUUUUGGUUGCUCUUUCUUAAUCCACCAUAAAGUUAUCUUCCUAAAACCUCAAUCCUCCAUCGAGGAUUUCCUCCAGUGUAAUGGUUCACCCAGAUAAAUAAGUCAAGUUUAAAUCUAUCUUCCACAAUGAUCUGGUACGCAUGUGACUAUCAACCUAAGCGUAGAGGAGAACUGAGGUGCUUUCUGCAUGAAUUUGUGAAAUGCCGUCUUGUUGCUUUUUUGUUUUCCAGCUCAGCACUUUUGCUUGGUGACCCCGUCAACACUGGUCAAGACUGUUCAGACGAUGUCUUUUACGUUUCUCAAAGAAAAGAACGAAAAAAUGAAUGCGAGAUGACAUUUAAAGCUUGUGGCAUGGAAAAGUGUUGCUCUUGUACACCGGUGAUCCUGUGUUUGAUUCUGUUGUUGUUGUUUUUGCUAAAAGAGACGUUAUUUUAUAAAGCACACUGAGCACAAACAUGUAUAAGUGUGACCGCUGGAGGAAAUGAUUGUGUAGAUUUUUACCUGUCUGUCUCAUUAAUUGUUCUCUCCGUGUUCAGUGGUGGAAUUCUCGACUGUAUUGUGCUCAGGCUGUUCUUGGAAAUGUCGUGCAAAUUCAUGGAGCCUUGUCAAGCUUCUGCACCCUUUAUCCAUCAAACACAUCUUCACAGUUUCAAGGUGUGCUCACUGUAUUGCUUUGUGUUCCCAUCAUUAGAAUUCUUACUGUAGGAUUAUAAAGAAUUGUAAAAAUGUCUUCGCUCCAGCAUAAAUAUAAGUGGAUGUAAUGAUCUAGAAAAAAAGGAAUUCUCAAUGCACUUUAGUUAUUAAAGCGAUUAUAGGGAUGGUUUACCCAAGAAUGAAUCGUCCCCAGAUGUAGAAAGUCAUGCCGGUUUUAACGACUUUUUUCAUUUUUGGGUGUGCUUAUUAAAUCUAAGUUAUGCAAAAAAAAGUGACAAGUGGCAAGAGUUUCACUCGACCACUUUCACACAUGCAGAUUUGUAUCGUAAAACAUCAAUUGGAACUCCAGAAGACUGAACAAGUAAUGGAGCAUAGUGCGUGUGAAAUCUAUACGUUUUGAUGACAAAUGCAUUGUGUCCAUCUGUUGUCCAAACCUUUAAAAGUUUAACAGUUCUCUUUUUACACUUCUCUUCAUCUGUGCAUUCUGUUAUUUCCAAACGUUUUUUUUCUCUCUCUGUGCUAUUUGGGGUUCUUUCUGGCUAAUCUUUAAAAAAAUCAAUUGUGAUUUAUUUGUCCAUCUUUGAAGAAAAAUGCAUUAUUUGUGAGUCAGAGCAUUCAGUCGUAUUACUGUGUAAAUGUGUUUGUGUCUCCUGCCUGCUGUAAUAGUGGGGUUGGGGUGUUUGUGGUAAAGGGUUGUAAAUGAUUGCCCUUUGUUCUACGGUUAAGGGGCUGGAUGUAAGAACCUUCAGCCUGAUGCCUUUCUAUUAAAAGAAAAGAAAAACUUUU
Messenger RNA from Triplophysa rosa, 4641 nucleotides. RefSeq names its product ribosomal protein S6 kinase a, polypeptide 1 (gene rps6ka1). NCBI's taxonomy places the organism in Eukaryota, Metazoa, Chordata, Actinopteri, Cypriniformes, Nemacheilidae. The record is from RefSeq and is a predicted model, not a curated record. The coding region runs from base 545 to 2752 and encodes 735 amino acids. Gene Ontology annotation, biological process: positive regulation of DNA-templated transcription; protein phosphorylation; intracellular signal transduction. The transcript has 22 exons. Gene Ontology annotation, molecular function: magnesium ion binding; ATP binding; ribosomal protein S6 kinase activity.